Molecule: messenger RNA, 1749 nt
Organism: Salvelinus sp. IW2-2015
Lineage: Eukaryota; Metazoa; Chordata; Actinopteri; Salmoniformes; Salmonidae
Product: protein FAM177A1-like
Source: RefSeq, a predicted model, not a curated record
UUUUCCGGAAAUCCCAGCCGUAGAAAGACAUCACAUCAUUGUAUGUCCCAUUAUGGUGUAUGUGAGGGCAUGGGCAGUGCCAUUGAGGCCAUCUCCAUUUGAAGUAGUCAAUUUUGUUCUACUUUUAUGGGUUGGCAAACAAACUGCCACCUGUAGUGUUGCUUGAACAGGUAUAAAGACAAGGUUGGUGAUAUACUGCCACCUGCAUUUAUUGAAUGUUUGCUCAAGAGUACAAUUCAUUGGCUGAUCACUCCUCGUGUGAUCCUUCCUUAAACCAUAGGAAGUCCCACCCAGUUGACUACCUCAAAAUUGUGAAAGUCCUCAAUGGCUCUGCCCAUGCAAAAAAAUGGCUUUUGGGCACUAUCAUCCUCUUUCUAUCUCUAUGGUUAGUAUCAUUAGCCAGAGGAACAACAGUACUGCAUAUAGCAGUUAACAAUAAAACUUGACAUUUGAAAAAGCCCAACCCUCAGCCUUAGAAGGAACUGAAAUGAGUAGCCUGUUAUCCAAAGGCAGCGUCUGACUGGUGUACACAGUAAUCAUGACUCAAAUGUGUGUUUCUGGCAGCAGCACAAGGAAAGGAAAAUAUUUUCUUCAGUGAAGAAUGAGCGAAAGUUUCAAGGAAGGCCCUGACAUUCAGGGGACACCGUUCAGGGGUCCCUCUCUGUCCCAGCAGAGGAGGGUCAUCCAUUUCUCCAGCGGUGAGACUCUGGAGGAAGAUAACAGUGAGGAAGAGGAGGAUACAUCACAUGAGCAGGUGUUUAGGGAGCCUGAAGACAUGCUUAAACUCCCAUGGAAAGCAUAUACUUGGUCUCUUGGCAGGAAGUCAUUGCGCACUUGUGAUUUUCUUGGGGAAAAACUGGCUGGUCUACUUGGCCUUAACACUGCCAAAUACCAGUAUGCUGUAGACGAAUAUCAACGCUCCAUUAAGACCACAGCCAGUAAAGAAACUGAAUGCUCUUAUGAGGAAGGCACAGAGAGAAUUCACCUUUCUUCAAGGAUGAGCAGUGAAUAUGGGGCCACAAGCUUCUACAGACUCCCUGCUGGUUCUCAAGCCUCCCAAAACAUUGAGCACAGAACUACAGGAUCCCACAACAAGGGCUAUCAAAAUGAUAAUGAGCACUGAGAAAGAACUAGCUAUUAUGAAUUUAACAUAUUAACAUGUGUUAAGAAAGCUAAUAUUAAUGUUGAUGUGUGUAUUUUUUGCUGUUCCUCUCGCUAUGGUUUCUACCAAACCAGGGUUCAAAUACAUGUAUAUUUGAUAUUUAAAAUACUUGUUUCUGUGUAUUUGAGUAUUGCCCAAAACCAGUACCUUUAUACUCCUGAGACCCAGGAAUACCUUUUUGUCCUCUCUAGUGGACAUCAGUUAUUGGUCCAUAUCACUGAGGCCAUACAAGCCACUGUAUUGAGUCCUGCUGCCGUCAAAAUUAGGCAAUUUUAUAGAAAAUUUUAAGAGUGUGUAAUUAUUAAUUAUUUUUGUGAAUUUGAUAUUCAAAUUGUUUCUAGAAAGUGAAUAUCUCAGGAAUAGUUAAGUGAGUUGUCAGGACUCUGUAAUAAUUGUUUCACAUUAAAUAAGGGCUAAAUAAGAGCUUAUCAAGAAAUGUCCUCUGUAGUGGACCACCCGGAUGCCGCAACUAUGUUUUCACCUACUGUACCCAUUGACUGCAAUGUCAAUUUUUUUCAUAUUUACGUCCUAAUGACCACUACAGGGAACAAUUUUGCACUUACAAUAAAAGAUAAAUAACAAUAUUA